Molecule: messenger RNA, 1677 nt
Organism: Cyprinodon tularosa
Lineage: Eukaryota; Metazoa; Chordata; Actinopteri; Cyprinodontiformes; Cyprinodontidae
Gene: fsbp
Product: fibrinogen silencer-binding protein
Exons: 2
Coding region: 582-1541 (319 amino acids)
Source: RefSeq, a predicted model, not a curated record
GCCCCGGAGCGGCCUCUAAAUGCUGCGUUUAAAACGCGCCUCUCUGUCUAUGAGGGAAACCCCCCUACAGCUGCUGUCCUCUCCAUCUAAAGCAGCCCAAUGAGCUGCCUCCUGCUGCUGUGCUUGGUUUGGGGUUUACACAGACCGAGCUGAAAGUAGGUCGGGCUGGGCUUAAGCGGCUUAACUACGUCAGCCUAAGCUGAGAGGAAUUCAUCCAAAGCCCUCUGCUGGUAGGCGGGGGCCUAAAUGAGGCUGGCCUAGUUAAGCCUGAUUCUUAUUGUGAGAAGCAGAGCCAGUUUUUAUUGUGCAACGUAGCUGUGAGAGAGAACCCAGGACCAGAUUGUGAAUCCAUGCCCUUGUUAGGCAAAAGCUUAGGGUUAAUUCUUUUUUUCUUUAAGCAGAAGAGAAGGGAAUUGAGACAUGAAUGAGUGUUAGGCCAGGGUGUGUUUGGGGGACCAAGGGGGAAAGGACAAGUCCAGCAGAGUGGGGAGCCACAGUUCUGAGGUUGGUCUCAAAAAGAGGGAAGACAUUUUUUUUUCUAAAGGCCAGAUUUGGUCCAUCUCAGUCUGCUAUGCUGUAAGAUGGCCUCCAACUCCGUGUUCAUAUCCAGCAUGGUGGGUAAAGCUCGCUCUUCCAACUUCACCCUCUCUGAGAAGCUGGACCUGUUAAAGCUGGUCCGGCCUCACAUCCGCAUCCUGGAGGAGCACACCAACAAGCACGCCGUCAUCGUGGACAAGAACAAGUGCUGGGACAACGUGGCUGAGCAGUACAAUGCUUUGGGAGGGGACAGACCCCUCCGCACCGCCCAGGGCCUCAGGACCCUCUACAAGAGGCUGAAGGAGUCAGCCAAGCAGGAAGUGAUGCAGCGGAGACACGCCCAGCCCGAGUAUAGAGGGAGCAUCUCUGAGCCGACCAGGAGGAUUAUGGAGAUGAUCCCUCACUUGUUUCACCAUGUGCCCAUCCAUGAAAAGGACCAGGCACUGCGCAGGUUGAUAUAUAACAAGCACACUUCUGUUGAGCAUCCUGGCAGCAGCUCCUCUCUGGCUGGACUCCAGGAUUAUUCAGCACCUGUACCAAGUAUUACGCAUGAGGUGGUCCAGCUCGACCCUGAAGAGGAUGUGAAACCCCCGCCGGACCUCCCCGUCGUCACCCCGCACUCGGGUCCAUUGUUGGAUGGAUUUCAAGAGCAAGAGACGGAGCAGGACCUGGCAAGCACCCACAAUUACGAGGCAUCCCUGUCUCCCACUUCUUCCUCUGUUAACAUUGCGCUCUCUGCCUCGCCGAUGCCCUUGAGCCAGGACUUCUACGCUAACGACGUCUACCCUCGCCACGAGGCGGAUAGGUUUCGCCCUCUGCACCUGGCCAAAGAGGAGCACGAGCUGGUGUUGGCCAAUCACAGGAAGGUUGCUCUGUACCUAGAGGAGAAGAGAGAAGGUCUGAAGAGGAAGCAGGAGCUGGAGGAGGAGCUUUUAAGAGCCAAAAUCAAGGUGGAGAAACUAAAAGCUGCCCGACUGAGACACGGGCUGCCAAUUCCUCUAUAACAAGAAGCUACAUGCACUCAUUGAGCUUUGGAAAUAUGUUCACACCCUUUGAACCCCCCCCUUCCUCCCCAGUUCUAUAAUCUUCACUGGAUUUUAUUGUGACAUUAUGGGAUUAACACAAAGUAGUAUUAAAAAA